Molecule: messenger RNA, 1086 nt
Organism: Salvelinus namaycush (lake trout)
Lineage: Eukaryota; Metazoa; Chordata; Actinopteri; Salmoniformes; Salmonidae
Product: zinc finger and SCAN domain-containing protein 2-like
Exons: 2
Biological process (GO): central nervous system development; regulation of transcription by RNA polymerase II
Cellular component (GO): nucleus
Molecular function (GO): RNA polymerase II cis-regulatory region sequence-specific DNA binding; DNA-binding transcription factor activity, RNA polymerase II-specific
Source: RefSeq, a predicted model, not a curated record
UGUGGGAAGAUUUUCCCAUUUCUAUCAAAGCUAAAAAUACACCUAAGAAAACACACAGGAGAGAAACCUUAUUCCUGCUCUGACUGUGUGGCGAGUUUCUCUCUUCUGGGCACCUUAAAAACACACCAACGUAUACACACAGGAGAGAAGCCUUACGUCUGCUCUGACUGUGGAAAACGUUUUAAAACAUCAAAUGAGCUAAAAUCUCAUCAGAGAACACACACAGGAGAGAAGCCUUACGUCUGCCCUGACUGUGGAACUAGUUUCUCUCACCUUUCCACCUUAAAAACACACGAACGUAUACAUACAGGAGAGAAGCCUUACUGCUGCUCUGACUGUGGAAAACGUUUCUCUCUUCUGGGCACCUUAAAAACACACCAACGUAUACACACAGGAGAGAAGCCUUACGUCUGCUCUGACUGUGGAACUUGUUUCUCUCAACUUUCCCACUUAAAAUCACAUGAACGUGUACAUACAGGAGAGAAGCCUUACUCCUGCUCUGACUGUGGAAAACGUUUUCAAACAUACGCUCAGCUAAAGGUUCAUCAGAGAACACACACAGGAGAGAAGCCUUACGUCUGCUCUGACUGUGGAACUUGUUUCUCUCAACUUUCCCACUUAAAAUCACAUGAACGUGUACAUACAGGAGAGAAGCCUUACUCCUGCUCUGACUGUGGAAAACGUUUUAAAACAUACGCUCAGCUAAAAGUUCAUCAGAGAACACACGCAUGAGAGAAGCCUGCUUAUGUCUGCUCUGACUUUUGGGUGAGUUUCUCUCACCAUAGCAUCUUAACACACCAAUGUAUACACACAGGGGAGAAGCCUUACUCCUGCUCUGUGGAGGGGUGGGCGUGUAAGUCAAACGUCUAACCAAAAGCUGCGUGUUUGAAUCUUAUCAAGGAGGACUUUUAGCAUUUUAGCUCAUAGCAACUUUGUAACUACUUAUUACUUUUUAGCUAUGUUAGCAUGUUAGCUAAUCUUUUCCCUAAACCCAUUUAACUCUACCUUAAAACUUCUUAGGGCUGCAAUCCCGAUAACGGGAUCGAUAUGACAACAGCCAGUGGAAGUGCAGGGCGCCAAAUUCAA